Messenger RNA from Molossus molossus (Pallas's mastiff bat), 1848 nucleotides. It is a transcript of the gene OTOP1, whose product is annotated as otopetrin 1. The coding region runs from base 1 to 1848 and encodes 615 amino acids. Gene Ontology annotation, molecular function: proton channel activity. Gene Ontology annotation, cellular component: membrane. The record is from RefSeq and is a predicted model, not a curated record. The transcript is spliced from 6 exons. Lineage: Eukaryota; Metazoa; Chordata; Mammalia; Chiroptera; Molossidae. Gene Ontology annotation, biological process: proton transmembrane transport; inner ear morphogenesis.
AUGCCCGAGGGCCAAGGGGCGCCUGCCUCUCCCCGGGCGGCACGGAGCGCCCUGGACAGAAGGUCGUCGGCGCCCGCGGCCUGCGCGCAGCCCCAGAUUCUGGCCCUGCGGUCCUCGGGGUCCUCAGGGUCCCCGGGGUCCCCGGCCCCUCGGCGGGCUGCCGUCCGCGCCAGCGUCCCGCAGAAGCUGGGCGAGGCGCUGAGCAGCCAGUACGGGCUGAACGUGUUUGUGGCGGGGCUGCUGCUCCUGCUGGCCUGGGCCGUGCACGCAUCGGGCGUGGGCAAGAGCGGCCUGCUGUGCUUCCUCACGGCGCUCAUGCUGCUGCAGCUGCUCUGGGUGCUGUGGUUCGUGGGCCGCAGCGCCGCGCACCGCCGCCUCAUCCGGCUCAAGGACACGCACGCCGGCGCGCGCUGGCUCCGCGGUAGUAUCACCCUGUUCGCCAUCUUGACCGUCGUCCUGGGAUGCCUCAAAAUUGGCUACUUCGUUGGAUUUUCCGAGUGUUUAUCAGCCACGGAGGGUGUGUUCCCUGUCACACACACGGUCCACACUCUGGUGCAGGUUUAUUUUCUUUGGGGACAUGCAAAGGAUAUCAUCCAGUCUUUCAAAACCCUGGAAAGGUUUGGGGUGAUCCACUCGGUGUUCACCAACCUGCUUCUGUGGGCCAACAGCGUCCUGAAUGAGUCAAAGCACCAACUGAACGAGCACAAGGAGCGGCUCAUCACCCUGGGCUUUGGGAACAUAACCAUAGUGCUGGACGACCACACGCCUCCGUGCAACUGCUCCGCGCCGACCCUCUGCUCCGCCGUCUCCCACGGCAUCUACCUCCUCUACCCUUUCAACAUCGAGUACCAGAUCCUGGCCUCCACGAUGCUCUACGUCCUGUGGAAAAACAUCGGGCGCCAGGUGGACGGCCACCAGCACCGGAAGAUUCAGUUCAGGUGGCACGGGGUCACGGUGGGCUCGGCGCUGGGCCUGACCGUGCUGGCGGCCACCAUCGGGGUGGUGGUCGUGUACCUGAUCCAGAUCGGGCGCUCCAAAACCAAGAGCGAGUCCGCGCUCAUCAUGUUCUACCUCUACGCCACCGCCUUGCUGAUGCUCAUGGGGGCUGCGGGGCUGGUGGGGAUCCGGAUUCACAGGCUCGACGAGCCACCGCUCGAUGAGUCCAAAAACCCGGCCCGCAAGCUGGACUCGGACCUCUUGGUGGGCACGGCGUCCGGCUCCUGGCUGCUCUCCUGGGGCUCCAUCUUGGCUAUCCUCUGUGCCAAGGCCCGCCCCGUGUACACCUGGUAUAACCUGCCCUACUCCGUCCUGGUCAUCAUCGAGAAAUACAUCCAGAACCUUUUCAUCAUCGAAUCCGUUCACCGGGAGCCAGAAAAGCUCUCCGAGGACAUCAGGACCCUGCGGGUGGUCACGGUCUGCAGCGGCAGUGACCCAUCCCUUGCUUCUUCCAGCCUCAGGAGCGGAGCUGUGGCCGGGGACGUGGCUCCCCAGGUUAUCCAGAUGCCACCUGCAGUGAACGGAAAUCUCUGUUCGAGAGAAGCCAGUGGCAAAGGGGAGGCAGAGCCGGGCGGGGGAGGGGCCCCGGGCCCAGCCUGCCGCCCCCGCUUCCUUCAAGGCAACGCCAAGAGGAGCAUCUUGAGGAACAUCGCGGCCUUUUUGUUCCUCUGCAAUAUUUCGCUUUGGAUCCCUCCUGCCUUCGGCUGCCGCCCUGAGUACGACAAUGGAUUGGAGGAAAUCGUCUUUGGCUUUGAGCCCUGGAUCAUUGUGGUGAACCUGGCCAUGCCCUUCUCUAUCUUCUACCGGAUGCACGCAGCUGCCUCGCUCUUCGAGGGCUAUUGUAAGCUCUAG